UAUAAUUUGUGAACUAUUUAUCAUUUUUAACUUCCAAUUCACGAUGUGUAUUUCAAUUUCAAUGGGAUGUUUCACAUUAAAUCAAAAGAAGCACGUAAACUAUUGAAUAUUUCCAAUUUGGAAAAAUAUACAAUGAGACCAUUUACUUUUUGUGCAAGAUGGUAACAACUAAUCUUAACUAUUGGAUGUGAAAUUGACUAAGCUCAAAAUUCAAAGGAAAUUUUCUCGAACUUUGUGACACAUCCAAGCUAUCACAUUUCACAUUGGAUGAUUGUAAGUCAUUGUGACCUCUUUGUAUCAAAGGUAAAUGGUCUCUAUACAAUUUCUUAAUCUUUUAGUGCAAUAUCCCAAAUUGUUUUCAAUAUUACAUUUGUGAUACUUUUGGAGAACAAGGUGAUCUAUCCUCAGUCCUCGAAAAGAUGCUUCUGACAGCUGAUGAUUUGUACAAAUGAGCAGAUUCCGAGAAUUCAAAGGAUUCUGUACGCAUAAAAAAGAUGGCUCUCGAAGCCCUUAAUGAUUUUCCAGAGGAAAUAAUCGAAAUGGUGAAGCAAAGUGACCCAAUUUCAUUGAGCCUCACUUGGUUUAGGUACCGGCCACCAUGGGAUCUGAUGCGAACAAGUUGGCACAAAGGCACAGUCACUCUAUCUGGAGACGCCCUGCAUGUCAUGGGACCAUAUCUGGGUCAAGGUUGCUCAGUUGGCCUAGAAGAUGCGAUCGUGCUAGGCCGGUGCAUCGGGUUAGCCAUUCGCAAAGCGCAAGAAGAGAAUGACAGGCAAACCAGAGAGGCUAUAAGCUCAGCAAUUGCAAAGUAUGCGAAAGAAAGGAAGAUGAGGGUGCUAAGGAUGGCUAGCCAAACUUACCUUAGAGGCUUGCUUGCAAAGCCCAUUUCACCCGUGUUGAAACUGGGCAUCCAAGUUGUUUGGUUGGUUUUGUUUGGGAAACAACACAGUCAUGCUCAAUAUGAUUGUGGAACUCUCUUGGCCCCAUCAUAGAAGAUGCAAAAAUCAUUAAUUAUAGACAUAUCAUUUAAGGCCCAGUAUCA
Molecule: messenger RNA, 1042 nt
Organism: Amborella trichopoda
Lineage: Eukaryota; Viridiplantae; Streptophyta; Magnoliopsida; Amborellales; Amborellaceae
Source: RefSeq, a predicted model, not a curated record